CCGGGGCAGUGAGCUCCGCUGAGCCGCGCCAGCCCUCCCCUGUCACUCGGGAGGGCAGCUCGCCGCUAGGACCUGGUCGGGGUGCCCAGGCACCUCCUUCUCCUCCUCCUCAGAGCCUGCAACCUGCCGCCCUUUGCACGGUCAGAGCACCCGGACUCAGCCUCCUCUUCCUCCAGUCCCCUCACAGUCCACCCUUCUGCCCCUCUCGGAAAGGAACCGGACAGAGAGAUUCUCCCACCUGUCCCCCGACCCACCCAGCCAUCCACCCGCACCCCCAGCACACAAAGACCCCUUGUCGUCGUGUCCGUGUCUCAGGGCGGAGGAUGCCGCGAGGAGGCCCGGCGCGCUGUCGUGCAAGCUAAAUGCCCGGCAGCCUCUCCCAGACCGGCCAACCCCCGACCCUCCAGCCUCCAUGUCUUAGAGAAGCCAAAUUCGCGAGUUAUAUAAUUCACAGUGCUGCCGCUCCUCUCGCCCGAGGAAUCACUUCGUCGCGGGUGGAGGGUGCAGGACAUUCCAGGGCUCCUCUGUAUAGGACCGGGGUGCGGGCAGGGAUGGCCAGCGGUGUCAGGGGCACGUGUGGUCUUCUCUGCAGAAGACAGGUGGGUUGCCUGGAGAGACGUUGAGCGGAAGGGUGGAGGUGGAAGCCAGGUAGCGGCACUCUGCCUUCCCUCCGUGGGCAAGAGUGCACGCCUGAUACUACUCCAGCGUCUCCGAAAACACCUCCGGGGGAAGGUGCGCUCCCUCCUCUCCAACAGCCUUUGGUUUCCCGACCCUCCCCCUCCUCCCCCCGUCGCCGGAUAGGGAGUGCUUGGAUGCGAAGACAUGGCAAUGAUGUGAAUGACUCCAGUGUGAAGACAUCUGCUUCGCCAACUCAUCCUGCAUCAAGUGCCCAUGGAGUAGCACUGUCCCUUUAAUGUCUCCAUGCCAAGGGAUUGCUUCCCUUCUUUUCAAUCCUCUCGGGUAAUACACGGGAGAGGCAGAAGCAGAGGGGCAUUAAGGAUCCAACCCUGUGGGGCUUGGACAGCACAGAAGAAAAAUAUGAAAGUGACAGCCUGGAUCCUGUCUUCCUGAGGGGGUGAGAUACUGAACUUCUGAUCCAUUCAAUAGCAAGGGGCCUUUUCUUCAGUGCUCUGCCCCAGACAACUGUUCAAACUCACGCACCUUUAAAGAGAUUAGAGUGAGAGGGUUCAAAAAGUCCUUUGAAAGGGGUAUUUAAAUUUUUUUCCCCUAAGAAUUGAGGCUCUAUAUUACCAACCAAUUCGUCUUUGAUCAAGUAUAAAGUAAUGAGACAGCUGUUUAAAUUUGGCUUGUGCCUUGAGUUAGUCAUCGAACUUCUGAAAAUGUUGCUGCCUGAAUGAAGAGUUCUGAAAACGCUUUCUAUGCGUACACUAACUUUCUCACCUUUUAAGAAAAGAAUACGUGUUUUGUAAAAAUUGAAAAACUUAUUUUUUUCUCUCUCGAAAUACCGUGGGCAUCGUUAGAAAGUUAAACUGUGGGGAAAAAAAUGCAUCAUUAUUUUCUUUGUUUGAAACAGAAGACUCAGCCUGGAAAUCAAAAUUGAGCAGUGAAGUGUUUUGCAACUGUUCGGUGGUUCCACUUCAAGUCAGCUGGAUCAAGCAGAGACUUGAAAAGAGAUUUUGAAUUCUGUGGCAGUGGAGAGACCCCAGAAUGCCAGUCAAGAAGAAAGAUACUGACCGAGCUUUAUCAUUACUGGAAGAAUACUGCAAAAAAUUAAGAAAACCAGAGGAGCAGCUGUUGAAAAAUGCUGUUAAAAAGGUGAUGAGUAUUUUUAAGAGCAGCUUAUUUCAAGCUUUGCUGGAUAUUCAAGAAUUUUAUGAGGUGACAUUACUAAAUUCUCAGAAAAGUUGUGAGCAGAAGAUAGAAGAAGCCAGUCAAGUUGCACAGAAGUGGGAAAAGACGUCCAUCCUUACUCCACGCCAUGAUGGUCUUCCAAGAUCUGCUGAGCAAAACCAAGGCAAAUGCCCAGCUCAGAAUUGCACUGUGGAAGCUCCUGCUUGGAUGCCUGUCCAUCACUGUACUAAGUAUCGAUACCAAGAUGAGGACACUCCACACGAUCACUCCUUGCCUCGGCUGACUCAUGAAGUAAGAGGUCCAGAGCUUGUGCACGUGUCAGAAAAGAACCUGUCUCAAAUAGAAAAUGUCCACGGAUACGUCUUACAGUCUCACAUUUCUCCUCUGAAGGCAAGCCCUGCUCCUAUAAUUGUCAACACAGAUACUUUGGACACAAUUCCAUAUGUUAAUGGAACAGAAAUUGAAUAUGAAUUUGAAGAAAUUACAUUGGAAAGGGGGAAUUCCGGCCUGGGAUUUAGUAUUGCUGGAGGGACAGAUAAUCCCCAUAUUGGAGAUGACCCUGGCAUAUUUAUUACGAAGAUCAUACCGGGAGGUGCUGCAGCAGAGGAUGGCAGACUCAGGGUCAAUGACUGUAUCCUGCGGGUGAACGAAGUCGAUGUGUCCGAGGUCUCCCACAGUAAAGCAGUGGAGGCCCUCAAAGAAGCAGGCUCUAUUGUGAGGCUCUAUGUACGCAGGAGGCGACCGGUCCUGGAGACCGUGGUGGAGAUCAAGCUGUUUAAAGGACCGAAAGGUUUAGGCUUCAGUAUUGCCGGAGGGGUGGGGAACCAGCACAUUCCUGGAGACAACAGCAUUUAUGUAACGAAAAUUAUAGAUGGUGGAGCUGCACAAAAGGAUGGAAGGUUGCAAGUAGGAGACAGACUACUAAUGGUAAACAACUACAGUUUAGAAGAAGUAACGCAUGAAGAGGCUGUAGCAAUAUUGAAGAACACAUCUGAUGUUGUUUAUCUAAAAGUUGGCAAACCCACCACCAUUUAUAUGACUGAUCCUUAUGGUCCACCUGAUAUUACUCACUCUUAUUCUCCACCAAUGGAAAAUCAUCUACUCUCUGGGAACAAUGGCACUUUAGAAUACAAAACUUCCCUGCCGCCCAUCUCUCCAGGAAGGUACUCACCAAUUCCAAAGCACAUGCUGGUUGAAGAUGACUACACCAGGCCUCCGGAACCUGUUUACAGCACUGUGAACAAACUGUGUGAUAAGCCUGCUUCUCCCAGGCACUAUUCCCCUGUUGAGUGUGACAAAAGCUUCCUUCUCUCAGCUCCCUACCCCCACUACCACCUAGGCCUGCUCCCUGACUCUGAGAUGACCAGUCAUUCCCAACACAGCACUGCAACUCGUCAGCCUUCAGUGACUCUCCAACGGGCCAUCUCUCUGGAAGGGGAGCCCCGCAAGGUGGUCCUGCACAAAGGCUCCACUGGCCUGGGCUUCAACAUUGUGGGCGGGGAAGACGGAGAAGGUAUUUUUGUGUCCUUCAUUCUGGCCGGUGGACCAGCAGACCUGAGUGGGGAGCUCCAGAGAGGAGAUCAGAUCCUAUCGGUGAAUGGCAUUGACCUCCGCGGAGCGUCUCAUGAGCAGGCAGCUGCAGCACUAAAGGGGGCUGGACAGACGGUGACGAUCAUAGCACAAUAUCAACCUGAAGAUUACGCUCGAUUUGAGGCCAAAAUCCAUGACCUACGAGAGCAGAUGAUGAACCACAGCAUGAGCUCCGGGUCCGGAUCCCUUCGAACCAAUCAGAAACGCUCCCUCUAUGUCAGAGCCAUGUUUGACUAUGACAAGAGCAAGGACAGUGGACUACCAAGCCAAGGACUUAGUUUUAAGUAUGGAGAUAUUCUCCAUGUUAUCAAUGCCUCCGAUGAUGAGUGGUGGCAAGCCAGAAGAGUCACACUGGAGGGAGACAGUGAGGAGAUGGGCGUCAUUCCCAGCAAACGAAGGGUGGAAAGAAAGGAACGUGCCCGAUUGAAGACGGUGAAGUUUAAUGCGAAGCCUGGAGUAAUUGAUUCAAAAGGGUCAUUCAAUGACAAGCGUAAAAAGAGCUUCAUCUUUUCACGAAAAUUCCCAUUCUACAAGAACAAGGAGCAGAGUGAGCAGGAAACCAGUGAUCCUGAACAACACGUUUCUUCUAAUGCCAGCGAUAGCGAAAGUAGCUACCGGGGACAAGAGGACCUCAUUCUCUCCUAUGAGCCUGUCACAAGGCAGGAAAUAAACUAUACCCGGCCAGUGAUCAUCCUGGGCCCCAUGAAGGACAGAAUCAAUGAUGACUUGAUAUCCGAAUUUCCAGAUAAAUUUGGUUCCUGUGUGCCUCAUACUACGAGGCCAAAGCGGGAUUAUGAAGUGGAUGGCAGAGAUUAUCAUUUUGUUAUUUCCAGAGAACAAAUGGAGAAAGAUAUCCAAGAGCACAAAUUUAUAGAAGCUGGCCAGUACAAUGACAAUUUAUAUGGAACGAGUGUGCAGUCUGUGAGAUUUGUAGCAGAAAGGGGCAAACACUGUAUACUGGACGUAUCAGGAAAUGCUAUCAAGAGGUUACAAGUUGCCCAGCUCUAUCCCAUUGCUAUCUUCAUAAAGCCCAAGUCUCUGGAACCACUGAUGGAGAUGAAUAAGCGUCUAACAGAAGAACAAGCCAAGAAAACCUAUGAUCGGGCAAUUAAGCUAGAACAAGAAUUUGGAGAAUAUUUUACAGCUAUUGUCCAAGGAGACACCUUAGAAGAUAUAUAUAACCAAUGCAAGCUUGUUAUUGAAGAGCAAUCUGGGCCUUUCAUCUGGAUUCCCUCAAAGGAGAAGUUAUAAAUUAGCUACUGCGCCUCUGAUCACAACAGAUGAGCAUUUAGAAGAACAAAAUAUAUAUAUACUACUUGGAGGCUUUCAUGUUUUUGUUGCAUUUAUGUUUUUGCAGUCAAUGUGAAUUCUUACGAAUGUACAACGCAAACUGUGUGAAGCCAUGAAGGAAACAGAGGGGCCAAAGGGUGGGACGGAAAAGACAUUGCAGUAUGCAGGAAGGCUUUGGUUUGCUCAAAGUACCAGGUAUAGGGAUGAACCUCUGAUGGGCUUUCUGCCCUAGAAACGGGCAGCCUCCUCACCCAGCAGAUGUCCAGAGCUGAUGUAGCUGCUGAGCUCUCUGUGUUUUUGCUUUAAAAAAAAAAAAAAAGUUGCCAGCACUCGAACCUCACCAACCUUCCCAUUACUCACAUCUGUAAUUGGUACACUUCGAAUUUGAUAACUAUGCACAUUUGAUUUCUUAACAAGCAAAGAAAAUAAAGAAGGAGAAAAGAAAGAGUCCCUUUGGAGACGACAUACGAUCAGGGGAGGAUAAGUGUGUAGUUUCUUUGACUGGCAUGUACAAAGAUGAGCAUUUCAUAAAAUUCACAAGUGUAUGGAGGACUGACCAUACCGAGAGGAGGGAUUCCACCUGGAGUUAACUUGACGAUUGUUGAUUGUCUAUUUUGCCAUUUAUAAACGGAAAGAAGGCACUGAAGAUGAGAAUAAUUUAUACAAUAAAAUAUAUUAAAUGUAUAGAAAUGAAUUUCUAUAGGUUAAAAAAGUUUUGUGAACUAUUUUGUAAAGAUUAAUUAAUUGAAAGACUAAACAUAUGCACUCUCAGCACAUGGUCAAGUUCAAGGACUGAAAGUUGCACUCUCCCUUGUUUUGCCAGUGACCCAUUUGGAGCAUCUGAAUUCCUUCCAAGUCUGACAAAAAGACUUCUCCCUCACUCACCACCCAUGGCCUCUCUUGCACACUAGCGAUACACUCUUAUGGAGCACAUCCCUUCAUGAGUUGCCCUCAUGGAUAUUUUUGGAAAACAUUAUUUGGUAAAUACGUUUUUACACUGAUGACUUUUCAGAGACAUGCAUUCAAAUCAGCUAAAAGGAAUUUUUGCUUUUCUCUAGUCAAGUGAUCUGGUCCUACCACGCAAACAGUUAAAUAACUUUGUUCUUAGUCACAUACAUACAAUUUCUUAAAGGACCACUUAGUAUUCUGGCAAACCAUGAGUAUUUUUUUUUUUUUUUUUUUUUUUUUGCCUCACAGAGUAAUUGAGUAUUUCAUAACAGCCCAAGUUGGUAUUACAUGGGGAGAUCUGUCCUAAGAUGCAUUAUUUCUCUGAGGAAGAGAGUGAAGUUAUCUGUUUGGAAGGGGUGAGGGGUGAACAUUUUUCUUUCAGUAUGUAGGGCAAAGAGAACCACAAGGAAACCAUGUUAAAACUUUGAGCUCAACCAAUUGAGUUGCCUUCCUUGGGGCUGUACCUGGACCAAGUUUAUUUUUUAACAAUUAUAAUAAUGAUUUUAAAAAAGAAACCUCCUAGAGCCUAUAACUGAAACCGAAGAGUUAGCCUCCCACUUUAGAGCUGAUGAUGAUGUCAGCACUGGAUCUGCCCAAGGUGUUUAGAGAGAGACUUUUCAGUGAUGUUAAUAACCACUCAACUCUGGGCUCUGUACAUGCCCAGAUUAAGCCCCAUCGCCUUAUUUCUGGGGUACAUCAAGACCUGGCAGGGAUUCUGCCACACUGUGCAGCAAACCAGCACAUAGGCUGGAGUGAGAGAACAAAAGACAGAGCCAUUGGAGUGAUGGGGCUUCUUCUUAGUAAGAACAUCGGAGCUCAAACACGAGUGUCUCUUUCCAAAAAACAAGGGUUGUUCUUCUACUGAAUACCAUUGUCUGCCUGACUGCAGUCAACAAAACAAACCCAAACAUGCAAAAGCAUGCAUCUACCUGUAGUCUUGAGGCUGCCUUUGCCAACAGAAGGGCUAGCAAUGCAUUUUUCCCUCUGAUGAAAGUUAGAAUUCCAGAGACCUCCUUAGGAGACUCAAAAUGUUAGGCUUUUCCAUGUAUACAACUCACCAGUUUCAGGUCAAGGCCAACUUUCAUCAAUAAUGCUCCCAGAAGUUUUCUUGCCACCAGAUCUGCCAUUCCUGAUCCCAGCUCUCUUUUUAGGCCACCAUGAUAACUUCUUUGGUUUCUCAACUGAGCAUGCAAUCAUUUAUUUAGAGGACUGUCAUUAAUGAGUAGACGUUUUCUCUGGGUCGUGUGAUGUACUAGUAUUGCUGUGCUGAGUACAAUCAAAUUGAACCACCAACCCUUGGUUUUGUAGUAACACAUUUAUUUUCCCUGUGUAGAUGCUGUCAGAUUAGAAUUGGCAUUUGCACUGAUUUUUAUGUAGAUUUAUAUAAAUAUAUAUAUACAUAUAUAUUUGCUUGAAUCACCAAGCAAAUUGGUGAGAGGGUCUUUUCCUAGAGAACUUACACCUCCAUUUGUUGUGUUGUCCCACGCUUCCUCCCAAUGUUGAGGUCUCCAGGGCUCCAGUGAACUGGUGUAUUUUGCAGCAAACCUGAUGAUGUAUGUGAAAAUGGCAUGAAAGUUACCCAGACCACAUCUGGUGCAAAUGCACCUGGAGCCUUGGGCCAGACUGGUGCUAACACCGCGAAUUUUGUCCAGAGCUCUCUCCAAUUUGAAGGCUUGCUGGGGGCACAAUGUCACCUUCACACGCUGGGCCCUUUAGGAAAAGUGCCAGAUCGUGUCACUGGUGCUAUUUUUCAUGCUCUGGUACGAUGUGUAGCACCAUGGGGGUCUCAGCUUUACCAAAAUCAAAAUCCCAUUUGUCAACCAAUUGCUAGGGCAUUUGGUUUUGGUUUUGUUUUUUUUUUUUUUUUUUGUUUUUUUUUUUUUGCUUUCUCUCCUCCCACAGAAUUUGUUGGCCAUUUCUGUAAAGAUCUCUCCCAGGUCCAAACUGUUGGGUUAGCUCUGCUUAGCAAGCCCAUCCAUAUGAAGCUGCACUCAGGUGCCUCUGUGAGCUGUCUUAGAUCCUACUGCCAGCCCUUCCAGAUUAAGCCAGGGCAAAGCUCUCCAUGCCUCUGGCUCUCAACCAAUGAUUGUUGCCCUCAUUUUCCCCCUGUUCUCCUAUCUCUUCCCAACUCUUUUUCUGUCUCUCUCCUAUUACCUCUCCUUCCUUCUGAGUUGUUGAACUUGUCCUUUUCCUAUUCAUUCUCUUUAUCCAUCUCUCCUUUCAUCUGUCUCUGGUUGCCCUUUUUUGUAGUCUUUUCCCUAUCCUUCCCACCCCACCCCACUGCACCAAACCCAUACCCUACUCCCCAAUUUUAUGUCCCAUGAAGGGUUCACGGCUGAGUCAGACAGCAAGUCCAUACAAUGGGCUAAUGACACAAAUACUUGGAGUCACCUUUUCAACAACUCAGCUUUCAAAAGCAAAGCUGAGUGUGAGGCCCUGACUUGGAGCCAGCCUGCACCGCUGCCCUGGCAGUGAUGAUGCAUGCGCUGUGGUCCUGCGGCACCUGGGAGCCUGUCUGAGCCAGUCCUCCAGGAGAUCACUCCCAACAUCACCCUGGCUAAGGACACUUUCUUUUGGCAAAGGCAGAUUCUGGCCCCAACAAACCUCUUCUUUCUCAUUGACACAAUGACACUACCCUGGUUCAGAGAGAGAUUUUUUCUUUCCCACUUUCUUCCCAUUUUCGUGGGAAGCCCCCUCUUGCUUUUCAGCUGGUGAUGGCUCUGGUGAGACUGAGUGGAGUAGCUAGUGAAAUGACAUUUCUCUGUCUCUCUCCUGCUCUCUCACGCGCUCUCUCUUUCUUUCUCUUUCCUGUCUUGGUCCUGCAUAAAAUUCCUACAAAAACAUACCAAGGACUCAGGCUAGUUCCUAAAUUUAUCAAUCUAAUUUGUCACUCCUGGGGAGGGGAUGAGAUCAGUUUCCUUAAAGCAUGUGGAAAUAUUUCCUAUGACAACUGACUUUCCAGGAAACUCCCUAGAAAAUUCUGUGGAUCUACAUGAACUAUUUAAGUGUAUGGUAUAUAUGGUCUGCUUACCAUGUAUACACCUUUUACAUUAGGUAUGUAAUAAUGUGAUUGGAAACCCACACAGCCCAGUCUGUAAAUAUCCUUCCUCACUGAAACCUGUGCUGAUGAAAUUGUUCCUGGUACAGCUGUGCAGUUUGUUGCAGCAGCUGGACAAGUUAGAUGAAGAUCAGCUGUAAGAACACAGUGUCUCCCUAGCAGCUCAUGUGGAUGGCCAACCAAGUGACAAGGUUGACUCCCAAUGGGAUGGCAAACUUUUCUUCUUUUCAAAUUUGUGUUUCCUAAGUCUCUUAACUCCUGAGUGCACCAGGUUGUACCCAUUAGAUCCUUUUAAUAUGAUGAUUUUGUGCUUCUCUCUGACAGGAUGUUUCUCCAUCGAGUUGUAAUACAGGAUGGGAGGGAGGGGGGAAUUACUCCUUGCCUGGUUGAAGUUUACAGAGACACUGCACAGCUUACACUCCUGUUAAGUGUAAAUAUUAAACACUUCCAUUCCAUUUGUGUAAAAAAUAAAGCACACACGAUUAUAAAAUCAAGAUGUAUAUUUCA
Jaculus jaculus (lesser Egyptian jerboa) is the source of this 9205-nucleotide messenger RNA. It is a transcript of the gene Dlg2, whose product is annotated as discs large MAGUK scaffold protein 2. Gene Ontology annotation, biological process: chemical synaptic transmission. The transcript is spliced from 27 exons. Gene Ontology annotation, molecular function: kinase binding. Lineage: Eukaryota; Metazoa; Chordata; Mammalia; Rodentia; Dipodidae. The coding region runs from base 1669 to 4653 and encodes 994 amino acids. The record is from RefSeq and is a predicted model, not a curated record. Gene Ontology annotation, cellular component: postsynaptic density membrane; neuromuscular junction; neuron projection.